This is a messenger RNA of Penaeus chinensis, 1419 nucleotides long. RefSeq names its product ganglioside GM2 activator-like. The transcript is spliced from 7 exons. Lineage: Eukaryota; Metazoa; Arthropoda; Malacostraca; Decapoda; Penaeidae. The record is from RefSeq and is a predicted model, not a curated record. Bases 239 to 1012 code for a protein of 257 amino acids. Gene Ontology annotation, biological process: ganglioside catabolic process; lipid transport. Gene Ontology annotation, molecular function: lipid carrier activity; enzyme activator activity. Gene Ontology annotation, cellular component: cytoplasmic side of plasma membrane.
CUAAGAAAAAGAAGCGAUAUAUCAGUUUGGCCCGAAGUCAGGGGUCGAAUCCGGGCGAAUCCGGAAGCCUCCGCGAACGCACCGAUGUUGAUAAACAGAGGAGUCCGAGCAGGAGUUGCGCCCCUCGACAGUCAGUAAGCGAGCUGGGUGUGUUGCGUCCACGGUCGCGAGAGGAUAAUGUUUGGGGUUUAAUGCAAGUGUAAAUGAACUUGGUGUUCCUCUUGAGUAGUUUGCAGCAAUGAAGAUCCAAUUUGGUGAGAAGGGAGAGGUACCUUGGGAUGUGUUGUUAGAAGCAGUACAGAAUGAACAGAGACAGCAAGAAUCAGAACAAUUCCAAGAUCGUAAAAGUCUGUUCUCUAGGAUUCGUAAAAGAUGCUGCGAUUCAUGGCUUACUCUUGCAAUCCUUGUGAGUGUUGUGUUAGCAGCACAGGCUUGGGUUCUUUUGUACUUCACAAUGGGCCAUGCCUCCGUUUAUAAGCCAGGUGGACAUGUACUUUUAACAGACCAAUCUGGAAAGCUCCGUCAUGUUCAUUUCUCUUGGUCAAGUUGUGGAGGCGACUUAGACCCAGUAAAGCUGAAUAAACUGCAAGUGACUCCUGACCCAGUAUUGAUUGAAGGAAAUAUAACAGUGGACCUGAACUCCUAUCUUGGAGUGAAUGUUGAUGCGCCGAUCUCGGCUGAUGUGAAGGUUGAACGCCGCCUUGGCUGGGUCUGGGUGGAGGUGCCAUGCCUUGCUGGUCUAGGGUCAUGUCACUAUGAUGAUGUGUGCCAACUGGUUCCAUUUCCUCCUACUGAGCCUUGUCCAGACCCAUUCCCUAGGUUCAAAUUACCAUGCAGAUGUCCAUUCACAAAGGGACAUUAUGUUGUGAAGAGCGGAGUGUUUAACAUCCCAGGGAUUUUGAAUGUAAUUCCUGGAUGGUUGGUUUCUGGCGACUACUAUGUAAAAGGCGUUGGCUACCAGAACGGGAAGAGGCUUGGCUGCUAUUCAGUGUACGCAUCUAUUACUGACUAGGGAUUCUGUGUCGCGAUUGUUUGUGAAUUUAUAUUUGUGAUAGAUCAAUCAUCCUCUGUAAGUGAGAGGUACAUAUUAUGUAUCAGAGGUUUGAAAGUUUGUGUAUUAUUGAAAAGAGUAUAUUUUUUAAAAUUUGAUAUUGAAUUUUUAGUGUAGAUAUAAAAUUUUAGAUCUGUGGAAACUAUUAACCACAUGGUGAAUAACUGGUAUAUUUUUACUAUUAUAUUUUACAUAUUUGCUUGUAUAAUUAGAUGAUUGGAAAAGGAAGGUGUUAUGGAGGACACACAAUUGUAGAUUUCAUUUCAGGCAUCUAGGCUUUUUAACAGGAUGUAAUUUAAAGCAGCAGAUAACUUUAAUGAAUCUAAAUAUAUAUAUAUAUAUACUGCAUAUAUGUUCUAUAUAUUAUA